AUGGAACGUUUGGACCCAUUGCUGAAAUACUCAUGGUUUCCGGAGUCCGAGUCUCUGUACUUAUCUCAUUUACAUGAGAUCAUAUACAGUACGAUGUUCUAUUUCAUUAUUCAUAAAUUUAUAGCACCCCUGGCAAACCGGAUUGUAUUUGGUAAAUCAUACACUUCGAUCACUAAUGAUGAUUUAAAAGAUGAUUUUGACAUUCAUACGGUGUCUAUGGUUCAAGCAUUUGUCUCUCUUUAUAUAUUAUGGCCGACUUUAUCCAUUCCUUUAAACACAAGUAUUGCUACAUAUUGGGAUCACCAAUCAUCAAUGGUUGCCGCAUUAAGUUGUGGUUAUUUCCUUUGGGAUUUGACCAUUUGUAUCAAGAAUUAUAAAUUAUAUGGUUUAGAAUUUUUCGCUCAUGCUAUCGGGUCUCUGUACGUCAUGUUAAUUUCCUUGAGACCAUGUUGCCAACCUUGGAUUGGUAAAUAUUUACUUUAUGAAAUCAGUACUCCCUUUGUGAAUGUCAAUUGGUAUAUCAUUCAGUUGACUUCAGGAAAAGAUAUGACAGUGAAGACUGUGGUGCCAACUCCAUUAAAUAUCAUUAAUGGUCUAUGUUUAAUGGCUGUGUUUUUUGUAGUAAGGAUCCUUUGGGGUAGUACUGCUAAUUUCAUUUUGUUUAGACAGUUUAUUAAAGAGUGGGAUCAGGUACCAAAGUACAGAUCCAUCGGUUUAAUUGCGUUGAAUCUUACAUUGACAGCCUUAAAUGCCGUUUGGUUUCACAAGAUGGUUAAGAUUGCUAGGAAAUUGGCUUCUAAAUCUGAAACCACCACCACCAAGAAACAUUAA
This is a messenger RNA of Maudiozyma barnettii, 831 nucleotides long. RefSeq names its product Tda4p (gene TDA4). The record is from RefSeq and is a predicted model, not a curated record. Gene Ontology annotation, cellular component: membrane; endoplasmic reticulum. The transcript has a single exon. Gene Ontology annotation, biological process: lipid homeostasis. NCBI's taxonomy places the organism in Eukaryota, Fungi, Ascomycota, Saccharomycetes, Saccharomycetales, Saccharomycetaceae. The coding region runs from base 1 to 831 and encodes 276 amino acids.